UUUCUCCUCUCAGCGGCUCGGGAACUAGUUCGUGGUGCGGGGCUGCGGCUGAGCCUCUAGAUAGAAGGCGCAAGAGGUUGGCAGCUUCGAUUGAAGCACGUCGGGCGUCAAGAGCAGCUAGAAGUCAUGAGCGACAGCGGCGAGCAGAACUACGGCGAGCGGGAAUCCCGUUCUGCUUCCAGAAGUGGAAGUGCUCAUGGAUCUGGGAAAUCUGCAAGGCAUACCCCUGCAAGGUCUCGCUCCAAGGAAGAUUCCAGGCGUUCCAGAUCAAAGUCCAGGUCCAGAUCUGAAUCUAGGUCUAGAUCCAGAAGAAGUUCUCGAAGGCAUUAUACAAGGUCACGAUCUCGGUCCCGCUCCCAUAGAAGAUCCCGUAGCAGAUCUUACAGUAGAGAUUAUCGAAGACGGCAUAGCCACAGUCAUUCUCCCAUGUCUACUCGCAGGCGUCAUGUUGGGAAUCGGGCAAAUCCUGAUCCCAACUGUUGCUUGAGCUUAUACACUACAGAAAGAGAUCUAAGAGAAGUGUUCUCUAAAUAUGGCCCAAUUGCUGAUGUGUCUAUUGUAUAUGACCAGCAGUCUAGACGUUCAAGAGGAUUUGCCUUUGUAUAUUUUGAAAAUGUAGAUGAUGCCAAGGAAGCGAAAGAGCGUGCCAAUGGAAUGGAGCUUGAUGGACGUAGGAUCAGAGUUGAUUUCUCUAUAACAAAGAGACCACAUACCCCAACACCAGGAAUUUACAUGGGGAGACCUACCUAUGGCAGCUCACGCCGUCGAGAUUACUAUGACAGGGGAUAUGAUCGAGGCUACGAUGAUCGGGACUAUUACAGCAGGUCAUACAGAGGAGGAGGUGGAGGAGGAGGAGGAUGGAGAGCUGCUCAAGACAGGGAUCAGAUAUACAGAAGACGGUCACCUUCUCCCUACUAUAGUCGUGGAGGAUACAGAUCACGUUCCAGAUCUCGAUCAUACUCACCUCGUCGCUAUUAAAGCAUGAAGUUGAAGACUUUCUGAAACCUGCCCUAGAGUUGGGAUAUUGUUUGUGGACAAUAUUUUUUAUUGUCUCCUGUUUAAAAAGUGAACAGUGCCUAGUGAAGUUAGGUGACUUUUACACCUUUUAUGAUGACUACUUUUGGUGGAGUUGAAAUGCUGUUUUCAUUCUGCAUUUGUGUAGUUUGGUGCUUUGUUCAAAGUUAAGUGUUUUCAGAAAAGUAUGUUUUGCAUGUAUUUUUUUACAGUCUAAAUUUUUACUGCUGAGAAGUUUCUAUUGUACAAAACUUCAUUUAAAUGGUUUUUCUACUGAAUCCAGGGUAUUCUGAAGAUCGAAGCCUGUGUGUAAAAUGCUACCAAAUGGCAAAAAGCAACAAUAAAGUUUGGUUUUUACUUUU
Messenger RNA from Kogia breviceps (pygmy sperm whale), 1376 nucleotides. The record is from RefSeq and is a predicted model, not a curated record. Lineage: Eukaryota; Metazoa; Chordata; Mammalia; Artiodactyla; Physeteridae.